AGCCCGGAGUGUGUGAGAUUGUACUGCCUAUUAUCAUCUGCGAGUUGAGCGACGAUGAUUUUUUGACAAAUGAAGAUGAAGGACAAACCCCUUUGGGGGAAAAUUCACUCUGCCUUACCUCUGGGGAAACUGAGAUUGUAGAAGAGGGCAGAGGAGCCGAAGGCGUUGACGAAGAUCCCUUGAACGAAGGCGCCCGAAGAGUGGAGCAUACGGAGGAGCAAGCGACGCCAGUUAACGUUACAAAAAAUGAGGGAUGUGAUGAAGAAGUGCCUCUUCCACGUGACGACUUAAAUGCGGUUUCGUUUCAGAAUGCAGUGGAUCAUUCAGCGCCUGAUCAGAACAGGGCGUUGGGCUUCUCAGACCCGAGGAGGCAGAACAGAACAGAAAAACAGGAUGGGGAAAUUAGCAACUUUGGGGGUGAUCACAGUGGUGACCAAAGGACGCUGGCCUCUCUGAGUACCCAGAAUGAAGGCGAGAGUAGCGUGGCAGACGGUGUCAUAAAGACGGCAGCAACAGCUUCACAGGAGACGGAUCCUGUUGCAAACAGAUCUAUUCAGGAGAGCCUUCCGGAGCUUCCCCCUGUGGAUCCGGGGAGAAGUGUUAAUGAUGAAGGUACUGGUCCUCUGGAGACUGGAUACGAUGAAACCGGCAAGAGCCCGAAAAAGAGCAGUGAACUCAGUGAGGAAACUUGCCAAAGUAACAAGUCGAAAGAGUUUCCAAAUGCUGCUGCUCAAAAUGAACCAAGUGCUUCAGCGUGCAUCAAUGGCAGUUGCCUUCCUGGAGGUUUUUCAGAAGAUGCUGAAAGUUCAAUGAGGGACGGUCGCACCAGUCCUGAGCCAGAUGUUGCCGGAAACCUUGUUCCACCUGAAGCGAGUGCCUGUCAAGAAGGGUGUGACACGCAAGGAAACACGAAUGACUCCAACGAAAAUGUAAAGAGUGACCAACAGUUGCCGGUGAAGAACCUAAAAGAAGCACUGCCACCAUGCAACAAACCCAACGACGACACUUCACUGACCUCCACAAGGAAGCGUGCAAAAACGACAGGUGGUUGGAAAUGCGUGUGUUGUCAUGUUGAAGGUACAUCUGCUCAUUUCAGAAAACACGUUUCUACCGUGCAGAAGAAUAAAAAUAAUCACAAAAUUGUCCAGAGACCAUCCUUCAGUUCUUCUGAACGCUGCCAUAACUUUAUAGAGAAAAGAAAAGCGCCAAAGAAGGGGAGGGCAGGUAGAAGCAAUCCUGGAGAAGAGACGAGGGAUGAGGAUAAACCGGCUGCGGAAAAGAAGGGAAAAAACAAGCACGAGAAAUUCUUCAGCAAAACGAAGGUGCCUGAGCCUUCGGAAAGCUUCUGCUGCAAAAUAUGUCCCUUCGUUGUCUCGGAUCCGAAAGAUUUUUCACAGCAUGUGAAAGAACACAACAAUGGACCGCCGUAUCAGUGUCCUCAGUGUGAACAUGCCUCCGACAACCAUUCAUCUUUUCUGAAUCAUUUGUACUGGCAUGCUGGCCACGAGCUCUACCAGUGUAACUUCUGCGCAUUUCUUUCUCCUAAUUCUGACAACCUGGUCAAGCACAGCUGCCUCCGUACAGAUGCCAAGCCUUAUUCAUGUGCUGUCUGCCGGCUGGGGUUCACGAGCGCGAGCGGCUUGAGCAGGCACGCAGGCACACACUGCGGGGCGCAAAACAGCAUCCAUUUGCAUGUCGCUCAGGAGAAAGAUGUGUGUCCUCCAAAGACCUAUGCGUGUGAUGAGUGCGACAUUGUGUUUUACAAACAGGCGCUUCUCCGGACUCAUAAGAAAUGCCACGAGCAAAAAGGGGGUCGUGAUGCACCUUCAAUUAAUGACAAAAAAUGCAAGAUUCAAGGAACAGCGUACAAACAGGCAGACGGCUCGCAGGAAGGGGAAACUAACAGCUCAGACAACUCGGUGGGGGGAAAAUCAGACUGUUUUGGGUGCACGUUUAGUUGUGACUGGUGCAGCUUGGUGUUUCGCAAAAAAGAACACUUGGUGUACCACAGGGCCGUUCACACACAAGCUCAACCAGGCGGGAAUGUAACCUGUAAUGGCCAACAGUCUGCAAGGGAUACAGGGUCGCCCGAAGCGCCGCCGGCUGGCACACCGGCUCUCAGGCUGUUCAAAUGCCUGCAGUGUGCUUACAUGACUCCCUCGUUCAGCAACCUGCGCAUACAUUUUGCUACCCACACUGGCGAAAAACCAUUUGAGUGCCGGGAGUGCGGCAAGUCCUUCCGAAACUCCAGCCACUUGAAGCGACACAACUCGAUGCACAUACAGAACCGCCACAGAUGCAGCUGGUGCCUUUUCAUAGGCAGCACGGCGGAGGACCUUAAGCGACACGAGGAGACCUGCAAAGACAAGGGUCUGGGGGGCAAAAGACUCCGCCCCUCCGCUUUGAAAUGCGAGAGCCCUGGGGAACAGACAGACAGAGGGGAAACAAAUAGAGGCGCUCUGUCCCAGGAGAGCGGGGCACGCUCUUACAAGUGCGAGCACUGCGGUUAUUCGACCUAUUCGUCAGACAACCUAAAGAGUCACACGAGAAUUCACACCGGCGAAAAGCCGUACGCUUGUGAGGUGUGCCAGAAGAAGUUUCGGACCGCUAGUCAUCUGAAGCGCCACGCAUCAGUGCAUCGGGAACUGAAGUUUGCCUGCAGCAGCUGUGACUUUUCAACCAGCACUUGGCAAUCCCUUAAGCAACACAUGGCUUCGCAUGGGGAAGGACCUCUUCCACACGGCGGCCAGAGUGAGAAGAAACCUCCCUUGCCCGUCAAAAUGUAUAACUGUGAAAAGUGCGGCUACUCAACGGUCAAAAAGGAAAACUUGAAGGUUCACCUCCGAAUACACACCGACGAGAGACCGUACAAGUGUCCUCACUGCGGCCACGCUUUCCGCACGUCGAGCCACUUAAAGAAACACUUGUCCACCCAUUUAAAGCUGCAGUGCGAGAAAUGUGAGUUUUCCACCCUGGACAAGUGCGCUUUGCAGAAGCACGCCCAGACUCACAGGAAGAAGAAGAAGCGUUCUACUGAUCAGGAGCAUUCAGAUGAUAAGAAGGUUUACAAGUGCAAUAGGUGCAGGAUCACGUUCUCCAGGCUGCGCCUCUUUCAGGCGCAUGAGAAAAAGCACAGGGAAUCAAACAAAUCAAACAAUAAAAAGACUUAAUCGCUUGGAUCGAGAACGCUUGUGGUUUCCUCCUGUCUGUUACGCGUGUGUACCUCUGACAUCCGACGUUUUGCUUGGCCCAAAAGCUCGCCUGAAUCAACAGCCGGGU
Messenger RNA from Gekko japonicus, 3279 nucleotides. Its product is annotated as zinc finger protein 184-like. Lineage: Eukaryota; Metazoa; Chordata; Lepidosauria; Squamata; Gekkonidae. The record is from RefSeq and is a predicted model, not a curated record. The transcript has 2 exons. Gene Ontology annotation, cellular component: nucleus. Gene Ontology annotation, biological process: regulation of transcription by RNA polymerase II. The annotation marks the transcript as partial. Gene Ontology annotation, molecular function: DNA-binding transcription factor activity, RNA polymerase II-specific; RNA polymerase II transcription regulatory region sequence-specific DNA binding.